Drosophila albomicans is the source of this 1223-nucleotide messenger RNA. Its product is annotated as glycoprotein-N-acetylgalactosamine 3-beta-galactosyltransferase 1-like. Bases 157 to 1170 code for a protein of 337 amino acids. Lineage: Eukaryota; Metazoa; Arthropoda; Insecta; Diptera; Drosophilidae. Gene Ontology annotation, molecular function: N-acetylgalactosaminide beta-1,3-galactosyltransferase activity. The record is from RefSeq and is a predicted model, not a curated record. The transcript has 3 exons. Gene Ontology annotation, cellular component: membrane.
AAAAACGGUGUGUGCUGUGAACACAGUCGCGAAUCAGCAGAAGCCGGAGACACUGUGACAAAAUGCACAGACAGCUGCAGCUUGAGUUAAGGAUUUCGUAAGAUCAAAAGAUCUCUUGCGGCAAAUGCCAGUGUAAAGUGUAGUUCAAUCAUUGGAAUGUAUCGGAAUGUGCUGUGUUUGGUGCUGGGCCUCAUCGUGGGCAUACAGUUGACUGAGUUCUGGGGCUAUCUCACAUUCACAACGGAUGAAUACGAGAGCACAGCGAUUGCAGUGGACACAGCUGCACCCACAUUGCCACUGAAGGUAUCGCUGGCUGAUUGGUUGCACCAUGAGACGCGAGUGUUGUGCUUAGUGUUGACCAUGCCCAAGGAUCAUGCCACGAAGGCGGCCAAGGUGAAAGCCACUUGGGGUUCUCGCUGCAACAAGCUUAUCUUUCUGAGCAGCCAAGAUGAUGCAGAACUUGGAGCUGUCAAUCUCAAUGUGACUGAGAACCGAAGCAAUCUUUAUACUAAAAUGCGUGCGGGAUUAGCUUAUGUCUACAAGCAUUACGUGGAGGAUUACGACUGGUUUCUCAAGGCAGAUGACGACACUUAUGUCAUCAUGGAGAAUCUGCGUUACUUUCUCUAUCCCUACGAUCCAGAGGCACCUGUGUACUUUGGCUAUCGCUUUCGAACAAGUUAUCCUCAUGGCUACAUGUCGGGGGGAGCUGGCUAUGUGCUCAGCCGUGAUGCAUUGCGUCGCUUCAAUCUGUUUGCUUUGAACAGCACAAAGUUCUGUCCGCUGAACAGUCGUCCCGAGGACAGACAAAUUGGCUACUGUCUGCUGAAUGUGGGCGUGGUCGCCGGUGACACUCGGGAUGACAUGGGUCGCGACCGUUUCUUGCCUCUAAAUCCGCGACAUCUGAUGCCUCAAUUACAGCCAGGCACUUGGCUGGAUAAGACCUUUUACUUUAAAAUGAAUUAUUCGGAUUGCUGCUCGGACACGAGCAUCAGCUUUCAUUAUAGCAAGACACAUGACUUUGAUCUGUAUGAGUAUUUUCUGUAUAAAAUACGAGUGCUUGGACAGCCAGAGAUAACGUAUGCGUUACCCAAACGUUUGGAUGGCAAACAGAUGGACCAAAAGCUGGAGUAUUGGAGUGCACAAAACUCGGAUAAUCCCGAGAAGUUGUAAUGAGAAUGAACAAUAAUCUUUGGCAGGCCGAAGUGAGAAUUCCUUAGCAGAGU